This is a messenger RNA of Actinia tenebrosa (Australian red waratah sea anemone), 1839 nucleotides long. RefSeq lists its product as uncharacterized. NCBI's taxonomy places the organism in Eukaryota, Metazoa, Cnidaria, Anthozoa, Actiniaria, Actiniidae. The record is from RefSeq and is a predicted model, not a curated record.
AAAACAACAGCAAGAACCGACAGAUUGAACGAUAUUUUUACCUCAAAAAACACCAUAAAAGCCUUGUAAACCUCUUCUUUAUUUAAUACAUAGACAGCUAGAUUACUAAUCUAGAGUAUGUAUAUUAGUAGCAUGUAUAAAAAGCAGCCUUAUGGCCGCGAUUCGCCAUAUAACUGGCGACCAUUGCCUUCAAGGGGAACGAAGAAACGAAAUCCUGAUGAAGAUUUUAUCCUGCGUGGAAAAAGACCAGCAAUGAGUUUGAAAGAUUCAGGGUAUAGGACCAAUACAGACAUGACAAUCCGACCAUCAAACACCUCCAAAAGCUUAACAAGAGCAGCGUCUGCUCCAUCUGUGAGAUUUCCAGAUUACGAAGUCACCGCAGAAGAGUUUGAUCCGAGAGAUCUGACUCUAGAUUUAUCAGAUUUUGAUGACCAACCAUGUGAAGAGCUCAUGAGAUUGCAGGAUGAUGGAAAAUUUCUAAACCAAAGUGCAAAUUCUGAUUGGUUUUUGAAUCCAAUUCAUCGCACAAAAAGCCCUCCUGUCAAUUUGGACAAGCUUUCCGAGACACACCCUUUGAAAGCAUCAGUACUGAAAUCGACUGCACAAGGAAAUAUAACUAGUGAGUUUAGCGAAGACAUAAGGAAGACCCCAGUGAAUGCAUUUGACUUGUCCAUAUUUAGAAAUGCAGAGGAAGAAAUGCUAUAUUCAAGGACUUUGAGUGGACUUUCUACUCCAUACCGUGAGAACUUAGCACGGUUAAAAAUAGAGAGACUGAAGUUAGAAGAAGAAAGAAUGAUAAAGAAAAAAUGUAUGAAUGAACUAGAAAGAAUAAGGGGUCCCAAACCAAGGUGGUAUGAAUUAAAAACGCCAGACUUUCACCGAGAAGCAAAGAAAAAUAAUGACAUUCUCUACCACAGUGGGUAUAAUAAUGAACUCUUGGCUUAUAGAAACCAACUUUUAGAAACUCUGGGAGAAGAAAAAUGCCCUAGUCAGCAAGAAUCAAUGCACAAGUUUUAUCAUAGUAAGAGCCACAAUAAGACAAUGUAAUCAUCACUUACAGGAGCAAGGAAUGGUGAGAUUGCAGUAUGAAACUUUGAAUGACCACAAGACUUGCAUAUUUAUUGAGUGAGACGUAGGCCUUAGUUUGAGGAGACUCAUAUAUUAUCCUAGGGAACAUAAGACUCUUUAAAAUCAAGGAAUAUCUUAGUCAAACCCAACUAACUAAUGGUCUGUCAUCAGUGCUGCAGUUUGAUUGGAUGAGCUACUAAUAGGCUAUAAGUUAUGUCCUACUAGUAGCAAAAAGUGUCGGCUUUGAAAACCAAACCAUUAGAGUGCAAACAUUUAAUCUGUGAAACACUAAUUUACUAAAUAGUACAAAAUAGUGCUAAUUAAACAAUAGAAAACAAUGGAAUUUGCAUGAAAUUGUGCUAUUUGGUAUUACUAAAGUUUCACGGUUAUAUUGUUUGCACUCUAAAUUAACUUUAAUUUAAAACUUGUUUAAAUCUAGAUAUUUGACCAACUAGUUGGAUUUGUUUAAAACAAUUAGUCCUCUCGUCCUUGUGGCCUAUGAGUCAAUAGCCCAUUUGGCCUCCAGCCUCCUGGGCUAUUGAUUAAAUUGCUAAAUAUCUCCUGUUUUGUGAAUCGCUAUUCAGGACCCUUAUUGAGAGUAUAUUAUAGCUUUAGUUUGAUGAUCAUCUUAAUCUAGUGAUAUGCACACAUAUAGGAACUGUUAGUGUAUGUUUAUAAAAUAACAUAGUAAGAAACAUAUCCAUAUUUAUAAAGAUCCAGUUUAUUACAUUAGUGUACAUAUUUUUUUCCAGACACAUUGAAUACAAAUGA